Molecule: messenger RNA, 3326 nt
Organism: Fragaria vesca subsp. vesca
Lineage: Eukaryota; Viridiplantae; Streptophyta; Magnoliopsida; Rosales; Rosaceae
Product: probable disease resistance RPP8-like protein 2-like
Exons: 3
Coding region: 148-2988 (946 amino acids)
Biological process (GO): defense response to other organism
Molecular function (GO): ADP binding
Source: RefSeq, a predicted model, not a curated record
GUUAUAACUAAGAGAAGAGGGUUUGUAUAUGUAAUCAGAAGAGACUGCAACAAUUAAUCUCUACUGCAACUAAUCCACAAAACAGAAAGAAGAAAGAAAGCUGAUAUAGUUGUCUUUAAUUCUUCAGGCGAACACACUUGUCCAACUAUGGCUGAGGCUGUAGUUUCGAUGGUGAUCGAAGGGCUCAAGCCGCUAGGAAACUUGGUGAUUCAGAAUGCUAUGUUGUUACAAGGAGUUGGCGAUCAAGUUGAACUUGCACAAAGCGAGCUACUCCUGAUGCGGAGCUUCCUCAAAGAUGCAGAUGAGCGACAAGAAGAUGAUGAAGUGGUGCGCUUUUGGGUUAAAGUGGUUAGAGAAGCUGCUUAUGAUUUGGAGGAUGUCAUUGAAUCUUUUGUCUUGAAUCUGGAUCUCAAGAGGGGAGGAAGUAUGAAGAUUGUUUUCAAGAGAUAUGCUUGCAUCUGGAAUGAAGGAGUUCAUCGUUACAAGAUCGGAUCAGAAAUUGAGAGCAUUACAACCAAGCUUUCUAAACUGAGGUUGACUAUGCAAAAUUAUGACAUAAAGCAAAGGAAGGGGAAUGAAGGAGCCAGUUCUUUUGCGAGGCAAAGAGAACGCAGGUUGACUUAUGCUCAUAUUAGUGAUGAUCAUGAUGUUGUUGGGAUAGGGAAAGAGGUUGAGAAGUUGUCUACCUAUUUGGUAGAAGAAAGAAGCCGCCGCAUUGUUUCCAUUUGGGGUAUGGGGGGAUUGGGGAAGACCACUCUUGCAAAGAAGGUUUAUAAUCACGAGAAAGUCAAGUCUUAUUUCAAGUACUUUGCUUGGAUCUGUGUAUCUCAACAAUUUGAGGGCAUAGCUAUUAUGAAAGAAAUUUUCAUAAAACUUAGCGGUGCGUCCGAUGAGCAAAGAAAGGAAAUUGCAGAGCUGAAAAGUGAUGAAAUAGCAGAGAGGCUCUACAAUUUUCAACGGGAGAGAAAGUGUUUGGUGGUGCUUGAUGACAUAUGGACACUUGAUGGGUGGAACUCUUUGAAAGGUGCAUUUCCAGUGAAUGAGGAAACUAAUAGCCGAAUCAUUCUCACAACUCGCAACGAAGAAUUAUCUUCAAUUGCAAAGGAAAAUGGUUUGUCCUAUGGAUCGCAGGCACUGAGUGAUUAUGAUAGCUGGAACUUGUUUCGGAAGAUAGCAUUCUCGGAAGCGGAUGAGACAGACAGCAGAAUCAAAUCAAGGAAAGAAGAAGUUGGAAGGGACAUGCUUCGCCAGUGUGCAGGUUUGCCACUAGCGAUUAUUGUGCUUGCAGGACUGCUUUCUAGAAAACACACAGUCGGUGAGUGGGAAAUUGUGCAUGAGAAUGUUGAUGUGCAUAUAAGAAGAGGCACAGACAUUGAUCGAGAGUACACCGGUCAUAAGUAUGGAGGUGUAUUGUGGAUAUUGGCAUUGAGUUGCGAAAACCUACCAUAUCGCUUAAAGUUAUGUUUUUUAUAUUUGAGCCAUUACCCUGAAGACUAUGAGAUAUCAGUGAAACAAUUGAUCUAUUUCUGGAUGGCAGAAGGUUUUAUAUCUUCGACAUCAUCAGUAAUGUCGGAAGAUAUAGCAUAUAGCUGCUUCAGUGAGUUGGUGGCGAGGUGUAUGAUUCAGGUCGGGCAAAUUGGUUUAACUGGGAAGAUUAAAACAUGUCGGCUCCAUGAUCUCAUGAGAGAUAUGUGCAUCUUAAAGGCCGAAGAAGAGAACUUUUUUCAUGUUGCCAAUUUCUCAACGAGGACAAGAACCAACGAAACACAAGUUGGUAGAGUUCGAAGAUUGGCAAUCUAUUUGGACAAAGAAGAUCAAUUAGUUCCCGCUAGAAGAGAUGAUCACCUUAGGUCACUCAUAUACUUCAGCCCUCAAGAUUUUCAACCAAUCUGGAGUAAACAUGUCAUCCGGUCUGUAUUCAAUGACUUGAAGUUGCUUAGAGUUCUGAAGUUAGAAGAUAUGCUAGGACUCAAAAAGUUACCGAGCACAAUUGGAAAUCUGGUACACUUGCGGUUUCUAGGUCUUAAGAGAAGCGGAAUAAACCACUUCCCAUCAUCUGUAGCGAAUUUGGUGUGUUUGCAGACUCUAGAUUUACGUUACAGAAAUACCAAAAUGAUAGAAAUUCCAAAUGUGUUUGGGAAGAUGGAACAAUUGAGACAUUUAUAUCUACCUCGGAGGAGCAAGACUGUGCAAGGGCAGCUGGCAUUGGGAAAGUUGCAGACUUUGGUGAAUGUUGAAUGGGGAGGCUUUGAUUUAAAUUCCCUUGUUGAAUUAACAAAUCUUAGGAAGCUAUUCAUCUCUGAGACUACAGCAGAGACAAAUCCCUGGAAAAAUCUGGAGGAAAUCUUGAAAUCGAGUAGUCUCGUAUUCCUCCAUCUUCGUUCUCUAUCUGUAGUGUUUGGUCCUUCAUGGGAUAUAGUAGUAUUAAAGUUUCGGUUUGUAUACAAGCUACAAUUGGCAGGGUCAAUAGAGAAGUUACCUGAAGGACUCUCGUCCUUUCCAAACCUCAGCAAGCUAACGUUGUCUCACACUUACCUGAUGGAAGACCAGAAAGAAAUACUUGAGAAACUGCCACAGUUGAGAGCGCUUUACUUUUUGGGUCGUAUUUUCUCGAGCCUUACUUCAGACACACUGGUCUGCACCAACGGAGGAUUUCCCAAUCUUGAAUUUCUUUGCCUCGAAAGGUCGACAAAUAUGACAGAGUUAAGGGUGGAGGAAGGAGCCAUGCCUCUACUCCGCAGAUUGCGCAUUGAUUUCUGUGAAACAUUGAGGGCAGUUCCAGAGGGGCUUCAAUAUGUUGCUAACCUCAAGGAGUUAACUGUCAAGUUCAUGCCUAGUGAGUUCUGUCGUAGGCUUGGAGAAGGCGGGGAGGAUUCCCACAAAAUCAAACAUGUGCCCUCUGUUAGUAUAACAGGAACUGAAUUUAGGGACAUGGCGGACAACAGACGGGCGGAGAGAGCGAGCAGGCGUACUUGGGGAUGUCUCUAAGUAAUUGUGGGCUGUUCUGACUUGAGGCAAUAUGAGACUUGCAGGGGUGGAAGCAACGCAAGCUUUCAGAAAUUGGCCAUGAAAUUAGAAGAACUGAUUUUUUCCACAGCUUAUCUAUGGCCCUUAAUUUGUUUGUUUUGUAUUUGGAUAUUAAAAUUCGAUAGAGAUAAAAUUUGAUCUUUUUUUAUUUUUUAUUAUUGUUUCAUAUUUCUUUGGACGUUGUCUGUUCCUUCUAUUAUCAGUUUUUCUUGCAAUUUUAGUCGGGUACAUUUCGUUUGUUGCGUUACAACGCUUGUAAUGACAAAGCAUAUUUCUUGAUCCUAGUGUUUCACUCUUCA